Molecule: messenger RNA, 7861 nt
Organism: Mya arenaria
Lineage: Eukaryota; Metazoa; Mollusca; Bivalvia; Myida; Myidae
Product: PRKC apoptosis WT1 regulator protein-like
Exons: 7
Coding region: 238-1611 (457 amino acids)
Biological process (GO): positive regulation of apoptotic process; apoptotic process
Cellular component (GO): cytoplasm
Source: RefSeq, a predicted model, not a curated record
UCACUAGUUUUCGCGGCAUGCGUAAAAUGACAGGACAUGAAUAACAAUAAUACAAUUUGUGCCGUGUUUGAACUAAAGGUGAUGGCAGUGAUAUAGUCGUGUUGAUAUACCAGUAUUCUUCAGAUAUAUCAUAUAUAAACAAAUAUAAUGCUAAUUUAAUUCAGAAAUUCGCAAAAUUAGGAACAGGAAAUAAAUGCUAGUUAAUAGUACAAUUUUCAAAAAUAAAGUACUGUUAAAAUGGCAUCAAGCUCAGUAAGUCAAGAAAGUCUUGAUAUAACUGAGGAUUAUGAAAUCACAGCUCGCCGGUCAAGAAUCAGAACUUUGAGAGCCAAAGGGGCAUUUCACAAACCAGGUGAUCAUGAACCUGAUUCUUUUGGUGAUCGGGAUGGUUGGGAUGUGAAUGGUGGGGACGGUUCAACUCUCCAGCCUGGCACAAGUGCCGGUGAAGGAAUCAUUCAUGAUUCACCAUCUCGGUCAGCAGCACAGAGGAUGAAAGACAAGAGACGGCCCAGUCAUCUUCAGAAGGGGAAGCCAUUGAAGGACAAGAGAAAGCUGCGUGAAAAGCGAAGAAGCACUGGUGUGGUUCAUCUUGCUUCGACAGAGGUUUCACAGAGCACAGGUGACUCUUUGGACGAUGAUCACGAGGAAGAGAAAGUUCUAACGGAGGCAAAGCGCAACACAACGUAUAACGAGGUGAUCGAUGAUGAUAACCCUCAGACACCUUCUGAGGUGAUGCGUAGGAUACAACAAUUUCAGACUUUGACAUUGACUUCUAAUAAUAAACCUAGUCAAGAAAUUGUUUCCUCUACGAAGCCUUUGGCACCAAAGGGUUAUGUAGCUAGGAGAAAUAAAAGUCCCUCAGACCUGGAAGCAGAUCUAGAGGAUAACCAGGACUAUGACAGUGCUGUUAGCCAAUCAGACACCAGCUUUGCUUUCAAUGACCAGUCAUCUAAAGAAGCCUCAACCAAUCAAAACAAACCACGAGUCUGGAGUAGCCAAUCAAAGUUUAACUCUUAUUCAACAAACUCCAAACCUUCAGUGACUCAAAGUGAUCAACACAGUAGUUCCUCACAGAGCCCAUUGUCCCAGCAGAGCUCUGGAUUCACGAGGAAGUCAGCCUAUGACAAUGACCGGUCCCCAGUCUUUCAGCCUAGUCAGCCCAAAUCCCCUCGGUCUCCCCGCUCCCCAAAGUCUGCAGGUCAGACUAGUGUGGGCCGGGAGCCGGUGCGGGCAGUGCCCAGCGUUAUGCACCGGUAUCCUGCAGAACGGGAGAGGCAGGAUGCAGGAGCAGGGUACCGAUCAAAGAUAGAGGGAGUCCGGGGGCCUUUUGGCCAGCACUUUGUGAGCUCCCUAAUAAACAAGGAGAACAAGGAUGAUGAUGUUGCCCGCAGGCGGCUUGAAAAGGACCUGGAGCGUGAGCGAGAUGAGAACCGGCGCCUACAAAAUGUGCUGGAGGAAAAGGACCGCAGAAUCGCUGAGCUUGAGAGAAAGGUUGCUAUGCUCAAUAGGGAUGUUGAGGAGUGCCUGGAGGACAAUGAGAAGCUGGAAAUCGAGAACAGGGCCCUUAUACAGGCUGUGGGCCAGCUCUCCACCCGGGGAUCACAUGUGUAAUCUAACCUGCAUAGGAUGACUCCAUACUUAGAAAACCAAGCCACACCUGGGUCACACUUCACACCUUCGCUACACUCGGGUCACACCUUCGUAACACUAGGGAUACACCUUUGCUACACCUGGGACACACUUUCGUAACACUAGGGAUACACCUUUGCUACACCUGGGACACACUUUCGUAACACUUGGGAUACACCUUUGCGACACCUGGGUCACAAAUCACAACUGGGCUUCAAUUUCCCUACACCUUGGAUACACCGUCACAACACCCGGGACGCAUCUUAGCAACACUGUGGAAACACCUUUGGAAACACCUUUGCAACAUCUGUUCCCUUGAGGAUCUAAUUAGAAGUUUACAUGCCUGUUUCAUGCUGUUCAAACAUGUAUUUAUGAAGCUUGGCUUAUCAGUUAAUCAACGCCAAGAUCUUCUCGAGAAAUAUAAAUUGACACUUUAAUCUAAAAACACAUAUUUACAAUAUCAUUUAUGAUUAUUUUUACAUACCUAAUGUCAAAUUAUGAAUUUACAGUGCAAGGGUAUGGGAGGGGCUUUUGUUUUAACACCUAAUCAUGAAUAUCUAUGAAAUACUUAAAUAUGUCUGUAACAAGUAGUUCCACUAUCCGGUCAGUUCAGGGCACCAGUCAACAGACAUCAUAUAUUGAAUGAUAUAAAUAUAUGACCAAUAAAUACACAUAGUUUCUCAUUGGUCCAGAGCACAAUGGACAAUGCAAAAUAUAAAUCAUAUUUCAUAAGUUUUUUCCUCAUAUUCAUGGUCUAAAAAUAACACCUUAUUGAUACCUAUUCCAUCAGCUACAAAGAGAUGUUAGUUUGGAUGUAGGGAAAAUCCAUAGACAUCAUUUCCGUCUAACUAUUCCCAAUAUAACGUUGAAAUAAUUUAAUACAUUUUACAGGAAAUAACAUUAAAAAGUGCUUUAUUGUCACACUUUAUAGCUUUAUUAUAAAUAUUAUUGCUUAAGACUUUUUUGUGAUUAUGAUUAUUUUGGAUAUAAAACUACCCCUGUCAUAUAAUAAAACAGUUGUUGAAUAAGGAACCAUACAAUGUGAACUGAUAUUCACUGGCAGAAGAACAUAGGGACGGAAUAUUACUUUCUCCCAGUGAAUAUUAGAUAUUUAUUUUAUGCCUAUCAAUUUCCUUUUCCGUAUCCAAAAGUGAAAAUACAGCAUGCUUCAUAAUAUCCCAUAUUUAUUAGAUAUUUGAUGAGAUUCUAGUAAUACAGAGAGCUAAUACAACGUGGUUAACAACUAAUAUUCUACAGCUUGUCUUAUACGAGGCUAAAUUUGUUAAUAUGAAUUUCUACAAUUUUGAUUGGCUAUUUUGCCAAAUAUGGUAUUUUUGAUAUAGAUCUGUUUUAUUAUCUAUCAAAUCUCUCACAAAUUCUUGAAAGAAAUGCCUCCCUUUACUAAAUGGUCAUUUUUAACGUUUGUAUUAAUAAAAAAAUAAUGAAAUACCUUUAACCAAGUUGAUUUUAUAUUGGCCGAGUUAUUUGAUUGCUGUCUGCCCUUUCAGCUCAGGUCAAUACUGCUGACCUUGAACAAAUAACUCGGCCAAUAUGGAAUCAACUCAUUAAUAACAUUAUAACAUUCAAUGACUCCCAAGUCAAUACCGGCAAUUGCAUAAAUGGAAUGCCAUAUUUGAUUUCUGUAAAUCAUCCUACAAAUAACAAUUCAUAGCAAUCUAUCAUGUUAGGAUGACAGUUUGUGUUAUAAGUCAUGGUUGUUACCACUAUGUUACUGUUUUAUGUAUGAUAUGCCUGUUAAUAUAUACCUACUAUUAUUUGAUAAUAAUUAUGAUUAUGAUUUAUAAUUAUGAUUUUUCAGGGGUAAAAUUGGUUCACCCGGUAUUGUGUAUGCAUAGUUUAUUACAGUUUUCAUACUUAUUUAAAUGCAAAUACAAUAAUAUUGUUUAAUUAUUUAUGUGAUACUGAUGCUUUUUUUAUUUUUCAUUCAUCAAAACAUGGUUUAAAUUUGUCACCUAUUGCAGAAAAAAUACCCAUAAAAAGCCAUUUUUAUUUACAAUGUCUUGUGCAGGAUUUUAAGUGGAAAUGAGUCAAUUCUUGUGUCGACAUGUAUCUCUUGUCCAACACUCAGCAGAAUUGGUCCAUGUUUAUGACAUAAGACACCUUGUGCACAAAUUCCAGUAAAUAUGUGUUCAUACAAUAGUUGUUAUUUCCAUAUUUGUAAACAUGUCAGAUGAUUAUAUGUGCUACUUCCUGGAGUGGAUAAUGCUUAAAAUAACCAGCCCACAAUAUACUGUAUUUUUGUUUGGUUCAUUGUGGCAAUGCGUGACCCAUUCAAGUGCUAUAGCAUCAUUGUUAAUGGUUAAUCAAAAACAUGAGAGAAAAUGCUCUUGUUGAACAUUAAAAAAAUGGUUUGGCUUUGAUUUAGAAAAUUCUGUACUAAUCGGUUGUUGAUUACAGUUUUGUUUUAUUAAUCAAAGUUAAUAAAUUAAAUUAAGCUUGAAAAUACUUAAGUCACUUAAAUGUGAAGUCUCUUAAACACAUUUUGUUGCAUUGGAAACUAAUGCAGGUUUUUGUUUCUUUUAACAACUUCAAUUUAAAUGUUUUGUGUUUAAAUGAAAUCUUGUUUUGUUUAGUCUAAAUCGUGGCAAAACAGUUGCUCAAUAAGUACUCACAGCUCCAGCAAAGACAGGCUGGAUUUUUCUCUUAUGACAUUUUGCAUAAUACAAACAGGAUUAGCACUCUCAAUAUAUCUGAACUGGGAGGAAAAAUGUGAUCUGAAUGAAAUUUCCAUUUACACAUUAUUUUGCAGCUUUCAGAAUGUUAAGACCAUACAAAAACAAUCAAUUGUUCACUGUUCGUCAGCAUGAUCGUUACAGAUAAUAUUUGAGACUGUGUUCAGAAAUGUUGGCCAUAUUGUUGUUGAUGCAAAAUAUUUUAUAAAAUCUGUGUUUUACUAAAGGCAGAGAUAUUUUAUACAUAUAUAUGGAUCUAAGAUGGAAAAGAUGUGAUUAGAAUCUCACGUUGUUAUUUUAUUUAGAAUAUAUUCUUUAUCUUCUUGUAUCUAAAAUAAGGAGACAAUUGGACAUUUUUGUCUUUAACUUUAAUGAUAAAAUAAAGCAAGAGCCAUUAAACACAUACGCAUUAUUUUUAAAAACUACCAGCUUAACAAUAUGAUUGAAAUAUAUAUCAUAAUUCGCUUGUUGUGAGCCAAAAUGAUUUAAUUACUUCAUUGAAGGAGGUAAAUUAAAUUGCAAUUAAACUUACAUUAAGCGUGAUUUUGUUUUGUGUUUAUUACAAACAUUCCAUGAUUAAAUAUCUUUCAUUUUCAAGCAGUAUUGAAUGUGUUGUUUAUGACAGGUUGUGCUAUCUAUUUUAUUAAUCAAUCUUGAUAGCCUCUAAUAUAACAUGGGCUUCUAUCUGCUUCUAUCUGCUUCAAGAGAAAAAUGAUAAAUGAUAUAAAAUAUUAUUGGGUAUAUAUUUGCUUCAUGCAGGUAUAUGCUUCUGUGUUCAUUACAAUGUAUUUAUUCAUUCCAUUUGCUCUUUGUUGAUGAUAUUUGUGUAUUUUCACUAUUUUGUAACCAAGAAAUAAAUCAUGUACGUUGUUAAUGUAAAGGGCAUUCCGAAAGAUACAAAGACUUCAGUAAUGCUACAAAACUCAUAAUUUUUGUCGAUGGGUUUUUAGAGCAGUUGUAACUUAAUUUAAUUUUGUUUUGUGUGUUUGGUAAAAUAUUGACAUUUUAAUUUGAUCUUUCACUUGUCUCAUUAAACAUUGCUUUCCCUAUCAGUAAAGUUACAGUUUUCAAUAUUACUGGCUGAAUAUCGCUGAUAUGAUGUCACUGUUUUGAUGUCACAGUGUAAGUUAUUUUUAGGAUUUGCUAACUCAUGUAAAUUAGGCUAGACAUUUAUUUCAAGUUUUACUUUUAAGUUCAAACUUUGCUAUCAACCAGUACAAUGGUGAUCACUUGAAGAAAUAAAUAUCAUUACAUAUCGUCUAUGAAGUUAUACAGUGUUUUCAAGUACUACUCAAAUUCUGAUAGAGCUUGUCUUGGGUUGCUAGUUCUGUUCAUAAUUUUUGUUCAAUAUAAACAUAUCUGAUGUACAAUUAAUGAAUUUUGGUUGCCUAGUGACCCCAUGUUACUUUGUUUUCAUUUGAAAGGGUUUUUAUGUGUAGAAAGAGUAUGUAAAAAAAAUAAACUAAAAUUAAUAUUACAAACAAACUUUUAUGGACUUUAACAAUGACAAAAUGGUCAUUUUUUAUAUCUGAUUUCAGUUGAAUGAAUGAACAAAAACAUGAAUUGCAGUGGAUUUAUCUUUAUUAAUAUCUCGGUCAUUUAUUUUACAUAUUAGUAGUCAGAGAGCAAUCCCCUUUCAAAUAAUUCAAUACAUACAUGAGGUCAGAAGCGUCAGAAAUUGUCAUUAUGACCACUGGCUCGAUGUAAUAACACACUUAUUUUUACAUGGAAAACCUUCAGAGAAAAUUAGCUGUUGGAAUGUGUCAGAACGAUAUAAACCUCCUGGAUAUUUGCAUGCGUUAGGUACCGCUUUGUUGUAGGCUGUAAAGUUUUUGGUUUCAAUUGUUUUGUGUGCUACAAAUGUUAAAUCAAAGUAACAUGUUAUCUGUUUUUGUAUACAAAAAUGUCUGUUUAAUUAUUUCUCUGUUGUGAUUUAUAUAUUUAUAUAUAUAUUUACAUUAUUUUGUUAUGUACAGCUUUUACACUAUAUUGUGUCAAAUAUUGUGAUGUCCAGCUUUAAGUAUUUUUAGUUUUUUUCCGUAGUCGCUUAUUGACUCUAAAUUAGUACAUGUUUUAAACAUGAUUUGUUGGAUUGCUUUAGACAUCAACCGUAGCUAUUCAUUUCAUUAAAAAUGAGUGUAAUAAUAUAUACAAACAAUGUAGGUAGCACACAUGUUAUUGUAUUAGUGUUUCUGUUUUUCAGAGAAUCCAUUGUGGGGAUUUAACAAAAUAGUCUUGUCAUGAGCUUAUCUUUGGAUAAGCCAAUAUCAUAUCUACACAAAUGUACUGCAAUAUAAACUCCAGGGAAAACACCUGAAUUUCUACCCUCAAGUUCAGAUAUUAAGUGGUAUGUGUUUGAUCUUAUAAGUGUUUUUCAUGAACAGUUGAAUUAAGAAUCAAAGUUUUACAGACAAUACAUGCACAGAACAGAACAGACACACAACCAUAUACACAGAGCAAAACAGACACUCUACAUCCAACACAUGAUUGAACAUUCACCCUAUAGAAGAUACAGAACAGUUGGUCUACAUCCGACACAUCACUGAACAGUCACUCUAUAGGAGAUACAGAACAUACGAUCUACAUCCGACAGAUGACAGAAUAGUUCCUCUAUAUGAGAUACAGAACAGACGGUCUACCACCAACACAUGAACAUUCACUCUAUAGGCGAUACCGAACAGAUGGUCAACAUCUGACACAUGACAGAACAGUCACUCUAUAGGAGAUACAGAACAGACGGUCUACAUCCAACACAUGACAGAACAGUUACUCUAUAGAAGAUACAGAAAAGACAGUUUACAUCUGACACAUGACAGAACAGUCACUGUAUAGGAGAUACAGAAGACGCAGUCUACAUCCAACACAUGACAGAGCAGUUACUCUAUAUGAGAUUCAGAACACGCGGUCUACAACCGAUUUUUGACAGAGCAGUUACUCUUUAGGAGAUAGAGCAGUUACUCUUUAGGAGAUGCAGAACACGCAGUCUACAUACGACACAUGACAGAACAGUUACUCUAUAUGAGAUACAGAACACAUGGUCUACAUCUGACAUAUGACAGAACAGUUACUCUAUAUGAGAUACAGAACACAUGGUCUACAUCUGACACAUGACAGAACAGUUAUUCUUUAGGAGAUGCAGAACACAGUUUACAUCUAAUGACUGGACAGAACUGUCACAUAACAAAAGACAAAGGACACAAUAGGUCAGAUAGUCGACAAGCGAAACAGAAUAGAACUGUUACUCAACAAGAGACACAAGGCACAAAAGGUCAGCCAGUCUACUAGAGACACAGGACAGAGCAGAAAACAUGCUACAAAAACACAGUAUGGAACAAAAUAGGAAGACACACUAAUAUGUAUCAAUAUCAAUAAAUGUUUGGGCUACUGCACUGGAAUGGUCAGUGAAAAUUAGGAGUUUGCUGGGGUUGGACCCAUUCCAUAAGACAUUUUUAGUAAUGGAAUGGAUAGAUAUAGAACAUGGUUGUGAUUUAACCAGAACUUCAAUGUGAACGUACUACACAAUAAAAUAUAUGUCAUAA